Punica granatum (pomegranate) is the source of this 2043-nucleotide messenger RNA. Lineage: Eukaryota; Viridiplantae; Streptophyta; Magnoliopsida; Myrtales; Lythraceae. The record is from RefSeq and is a predicted model, not a curated record.
UGCCCACUCUCUGAUACAUUUUGAACCUUAUAAUUUCAUCCAUCCCCUUCAUUGUCUCCCGGUUCUAUUCCAGCUUGUCAGACAGACUUCACCAGAGGAACACUUAUUGCAAACAAAGACAUGGGGUUCUUGUCUUUUUUGACAACAAGACUAAUAGAGAAGAUUAUCCAUUACUCUCCUCUCUACAUUUCUUUAAAGACAAAACCAGACAAAUGGGCUUUUUUAACACAACUAAAAAAGAAAAAGAAAGAGCACAGAAUCUACCCCAAAAAAAAAGAGAAAAAAACACAGACAAAAUGAGACCUAAUGAGACCAAAUGAGUCCAACCCCAACCCCCCACCCCCCCACAACUCCUCUCCAUUAUAAAGCUCCUCCACCUCCUCCUCCGUAAUUUGCCCCCUUUGCUCCCUUUGCUCCAUUAAAAAUGCUCUUCCUCCUCUUCCUCCUCCGUAAUUCGCCCCCUUUGCUCAGUUAAAAUGGUCCUCCUCCAGGUCCUCCUCUCCCUCCCCCUCCUCCUCCUCCUCCGGCAGAGGACUCCAUCUUCUACUCCUACACCAAAAGCAUCAAUGGCUAUGCAGCACGCCUUGAAGAAGACGAAGUGAAGGAGAUUGAGAGUAAGUCCGAACAAUCCUUCAACCAGCUCUCAGAAAGAGAAGGCGGCAGGGCAUAGACAGUACACAAUAGUAGUAAUAGAUGGCACCCGGGAAUGAUGAUUUCUAUGUCGCAGGACCCUUUCAUAUCCGUUCUCUUCGCUGGUGUGAUCCAUAUCAAAGAAGAGCGGUCAUGGCAAGUUUAGUGAAAGGAGUAAGUGUCAUGGAAAAAGAUCGGGUAAAGGGCCGACGCGACCAUCUUGCAUUAGCCCCACUUUGGUGGAAGUCCUUCAGUUUCGAGCUAGAGAGCGAGAUCAAAGAUGAUGCCGGUUCCAUGAUAAUUGGUGCCAUCUACAAAUUCAAAUCAACAGAUUGCGGUGGGACUGUUAAUAGCUUGCAGGUUCAGAAUUGUCCUCCCAGCUAUGUCGUUGCCUUUAGGGGCACAAUCCCGAUUCCGACGAGUAAUACAGUCACUGCCUUGGUGCAGUCCACAAAUACCACAAUGAGAGACUUCAAGGAUGAUUUCAUGUGCCUUUUCCACCACCUCCACAACAGCUCCCGCUUUAAGGUCGCGAAGGAGAAGGUCUGGGAAAUCAUUAAUACUUUUGGACCAUCAAGAAUCUGUUUGGCUGGGCAUUCUUUAGGUUCAGCGUGCGCAAUGCUCAUUGGGAAGGAGAUGGCAAGGUCAGAUUUCAUCCUUGAGACAUACCUAUUCAACUCACCAUUCAUAUCCAUACCGAUUGAGUACUGCAUCAGCCCUGAUUUCAGCCGUGCAUUCGACACUGUUAACAGCAUCACAAAGGUCGGAGUUGCCUAUUUAGUCAAGUUUUUCCGUGGCCGACCAGUGCGCGACAGUAGUUUCAUGGCCCUGUCCAAGUGGUUCCCACACAUUCUUGUGAGCCCAUCCGACCCUAUCUGUUCCGGCUACAUCAGGUACUUUGAGCGGCGAAAGUUUAUGAAAUCUAAUGGACUCGGGAAGUUGGAGAACAUCGCGACUCAGAAUUCCUACAAAUCUCUGGUCUCUGGUGCACUGGAACUGGGGUGGGAUUUUGAACCGGAGGAUAUCCUCCCUUCUGCACAUCUAAUCGUUAAUACGGAUAAAAAAGCUGGUCCUAUCGAUGCUCAUAAACUUAAGCACUGGUGGCAUCCCUGGACCCGGUGCCAAUCGUCGAGUCAUUCACUAAGCUAAUGUUGUGUUUGUUGGGGGUUAUUAGUAUAUAUAAACUAUAUGAAAUGGCCAGCGUUGCAAGUCCUAGCUGGUAUCGUAUAUUUCAAGUUAUCAUUCCAAUCGAUGCGGUAUGGAAUGAAAUAGUAUCAUCCUGAAUUAGGUACAUAGGUUAUUUGUCAAGAGCCUUCCUUUGCCAUUUUAAUAUAUAUGUAAUUUGGGGGUUUAGUGCUUUCUAAAUGUUCAUUGAUAAUAAUACAGUGGUCUGUGUAGCCCAGCUUUGGCUAA